AUGGCGGAGGCCGCGGCCGCGGCCGCAGGAGCGACGCCUCUCCUCCGCAACCUCCCUGACGAGAUCGUGCUCUGGGAGAUCCUCGCCCGCCUCGACCCCAGAUCCCUCGUCCGCUGCCGCGCCGUCUGCCGCGCCUGGCGCCGCGCCACCUCCACCCGCCGCUUCCUCCUGGCCCACCACGCCCGCCAGUCCGCCCUCCCCAUCGUCGCCGACAACGGGCACCGUACCUUCCUCGCCUUCGACCACCGGGCCGCCGCCGCCGACGCCCAGUUCCACACCGUCGCCCGGCUUGGCGAGUCCUUCAGUCUGGAGCUCUGCUGCGACGGUCUCCUCCUCAUCGCCAAGUCUGGCAUGCUUGGCAGUCGCGCCCGCCUCGCCGUCUGCAACCCGGUAACGCGUCAGCACGCCUCCCUCCCGCCGCUGACGGACUUCAACAUCCUGGGGAUGUACCUACACGGACCUACCGGCGAGUACCGGCUGUUACUGCAGUGGAGGAGUGCAAUGGACUGGGGGGACGACAGUGACUGUGACUCGCCUACAGGCAAAAAUGGCUGCUAUGUCUUUGCGCUGGGAUCCGACCAGCCACCGAGGUACAUCGGGUUGUCGGAGCCCAAAUUCUCGUCGGCUUACUUCCACGGACCUGCCCGGAUGCAUGCUCCAGCUGAUCCCACCAAGUCAUUCAUCUUUCAGAUGGAUGACAUGCUUGGCAUCUAUUGCUGUAACAAGGAUGCGGAAGUUGUUGAUAUAUGGGUGUUGCCAAACUACGAAAGUGAGGUUUGGGACUUAAAGUACCGGGUUGCAUUGCCAAUCACAGAAAUCAGGGGAAAGCUUGAAGGCCAUGAUGGUGAGGCCUAUUGGAUAUGA
Aegilops tauschii subsp. strangulata is the source of this 864-nucleotide messenger RNA. Its product is annotated as putative F-box only protein 15. Gene Ontology annotation, molecular function: protein binding. The record is from RefSeq and is a predicted model, not a curated record. NCBI's taxonomy places the organism in Eukaryota, Viridiplantae, Streptophyta, Magnoliopsida, Poales, Poaceae.